UAUCUUCUACAUCGGUGGCGUUAUAAUUCGUGGUUGUAUAGUGACGUGUCUUAUGUCGUGUCAAAAGUUUAAAGAAUUUUGAGAGGGUGUUAUUUAAAUAAUUACGUCGCGUUUCGAACAAUUAGCAAAGAUAAGAUGUUAACGAAGUUCGAGACGAAGUCUGCUCGAGUGAAGGGCUUGUCCUUUCAUCCGAAACGUCCCUGGGUGCUAGCGAGUUUGCAUAAUGGCGUUAUCCAACUGUGGGAUUACCGCAUGUGCGCCUUGCUCGACAAAUUCGAUGAACACGACGGACCCGUUCGAGGAAUAUGUUUCCAUAAUCAGCAGCCUUUGUUUGUUUCUGGCGGAGAUGAUUAUAAGAUUAAAGUUUGGAACUAUAAACAGCGGAGAUGUAUCUUUACUCUUUUGGGACACUUGGAUUACAUCAGGACCACAAUGUUUCAUCAUGAAUAUCCUUGGAUCCUGAGUGCUUCGGAUGAUCAGACUAUUCGAAUUUGGAACUGGCAAAGCCGCACUUGCAUUUGUGUAUUGACUGGGCAUAAUCAUUACGUAAUGUGUGCCCAAUUUCAUCCUACGGAGGACAUUAUUGUGUCAGCUUCGUUGGAUCAAACAGUCCGCGUUUGGGAUAUUUCUGGAUUGCGCAAGAAGAAUGUGGCGCCAGGCCCAGGAGGUCUCGAGGAUCACCUGAAGAAUCCAGGAGCAACCGAUUUAUUCGGUCAGGCCGAUGCAGUAGUGAAAUAUGUUCUAGAAGGUCAUGACAGAGGUGUAAACUGGGCAUGCUUUCAUGGAACGUUGCCUCUUAUUGUCUCCGGAGCGGAUGAUCGACAAAUCAAAAUGUGGCGGAUGAAUGAUGCCAAGGCUUGGGAGGUAGACACAUGUCGCGGUCAUUACAACAACGUGUCUUGCGUUCUAUUUCAUCCUAGACAGGAUCUCAUUCUCUCUAAUUCGGAGGAUAAGAGUAUCAGAGUCUGGGAUAUGACAAAACGCACGUGUUUGCAUACAUUUAGGAGGGAACACGAGAGAUUCUGGGUUCUUGCUGCACAUCCAACACUUAAUCUUUUUGCUGCCGGUCACGAUUCUGGAAUGAUCAUUUUCAAACUGGAAAGAGAACGUCCUGCGUAUGCAGUUUACGGAAAUCUUCUUUAUUACGUGAAGGAUCGUUUUCUUCGAAAGUUGGAUUUCACCACGUCAAAGGAUACGUCGGUGAUGCAGAUUCGCGGCGGAGGAAAAACACCACCCUACAGCAUGUCGUACAAUCAAGCGGAAAAUAGCGUUUUAAUAUGCACAAGAUCGCCUUCAAAUAUCGAAAAUAGUACUUACGAUUUGUAUAUGAUACCGCGUGAGGGAGAUUCGAGCACUGAUGCUGAUACGAAACGGGCAUCUGGUGUUACUGCCAUUUGGGUUGCCAGAAAUCGAUUCGCUGUACUGGAUAGAGCAUAUUCGUUAGUUAUCAAAAACUUAAAGAAUGAAGUCACGAAAAAGGUGCAAAUUCCAAAUUGUGACGAAAUAUUUUACGCCGGCACCGGUAUGUUGCUGUUGCGCGAUCCAGAACAAGUAACGCUGUUUGACGUACAACAAAAGAGAACUUUGGCAGAAGAAAAAAUCGCAAAGUGUAGAUACGUCGUAUGGUCUAGCGACAUGUCUCAUGUCGCAUUGCUGGCCAAACAUACCGUCAACAUAUGUAAUCGUCGAUUAGAAUCUCUCUGUUGCAUACACGAAAACACCAGAGUGAAAUCCGGCGCUUGGGACGAUUCCGGUGUAUUUAUUUACACAACCAGCAAUCACAUUAAAUACGCAAUUAGCAACGGUGAUUACGGUAUUAUCCGUACAUUAGAUUUACCGAUAUACGUUACGAGAGUAAAAGGCAAUCAAGUAUAUUGUUUGGAUCGAGAAUGCAAGCCAAGGAUUCUGCGAAUAGAUCCAACGGAAUAUAAAUUCAAGCUAGCGCUGAUUAACAGGAAAUACGAAGAAGUUUUACAUAUGGUUCGCACUGCGAAUCUCGUUGGGCAAUCAAUUAUAGCAUACUUGCAACAGAAAGGUUAUCCAGAAGUCGCGCUUCACUUCGUGAAAGAUGAAAAGACUAGAUUUGGUCUUGCGCUUGAAUGCGGAAAUAUCGAAGUCGCAUUAGAAGCGGCGAGAACGCUCGAUCAAAAAUCAUGCUGGGAGAGUUUAGCGCAAACCGCUUUGUUGCAAGGUAAUCAUCAAGUUGUGGAAAUGUGUUAUCAAAGAACCAAGAACUUUGAGAAAUUGGCUUUCCUUUAUCUAAUAACUGGCAAUUUGGAGAAGCUGCGUAAAAUGAUAAAAAUUGCGGAAAUUCGAAAGGACGUAUCUGGACAAUAUCAAGGAAGUUUACUUCUUGGAGACAUUUACGAACGCGCUAAGAUUUUAAGGAGUUCUGGACAAGCAUCACUCGCAUACGUUACUGAGAAAAUUCAUGGAAUAUCAAAUGAAGACGACGAUGGGGAAUAUCAAUCAAUGAGUGAAGAACUUUCUGCGUUGGAAAAAGGUGCCACGUAUCUCCGUCCACCCGUACCUAUUCAACAAGCUGAGAACAAUUGGCCACUGCUGACCGUUUCUAAAGGUUUCUUCGAAGGCGCGAUGAUGUCUCGUAGCAGGACUCAAGUAGCCGCUGCUCUUGCUCUGGAAGACAAUGGUGAGGCUACACCCGAAGGAUGGGGCAAUGACGAGGAACUCGGUAUAGAUGACGAAGAAUGCGUGGAUGCGGAAAUUGCACCGGAAGGUGAAGAGAAUCCUGGAUGGGAUGUCGAGGACGUUGAUCUUCCACCGGAACUCGAAACUGCAGCGACUUCCGACGAAAGCAAUAACUAUGAAUGCCUACCUACUAAAGGAGUGUCACCACCGCAACAUUGGAUUAAUAAUUCUAAAUUGGUAGUCGAUCAUAUAUUGGCUGGAUCAUUUGAGUCUGCUUUUAGAUUAUUGCAUAAUCAGGUUGGAGUAGUGGAGUUUGAACCUUAUCAAUCUCUGUUCUUAAAUACAUACGCCCGCUCCAGAACAUCCUACGCAUGUCUACCGAACAUACCAUCGUUAUAUGGAUAUCCUCAAAGAAACUGGAAGGAUACUAAUUGGAAAGAUGCUGGAUCAAAAACAGGUUUACCUGCGGUAGGAUUACAUCUUGCCGAGUUAGUUCAGCGUCUUCAAGUGUGCUAUCAAUUGACGACAAAUGGCAAAUUUGUCAAAGCGAUAGAAAAGCUGCAAAGUAUUUUACUAAGCGUACCGCUACUCGUUGUUGAUACCAAGCAGGACAUUGCGGAAGCUCAACAACUCGUUCAGAUUUGUCGCGAGUAUAUCUUAGGUUUGAAAAUGGAGAAUCAACGUAAAAGUUUGCCAAGAGCCACAUUAGCGGAACAGAAGAGGAUUUGUGAGAUGGCAGCUUACUUUACACACUGUAAUCUACAACCUGUACAUCAGAUUCUUACUCUUCAAGUAGCUGUAAAUUUGUUCUACAAAUUGAAGAAUUACAAAACCGCUGCUUCAUUCGCGAGAAGAUUACUCGAGCUCGGCCCAAAUCCAGAACUUGCACAAAAAAUCCGGGUUCUAUUACAGUCUUGUGAUAAGAAUCCUGUUGACGAGCAUAAAUUAGUGUAUGACGAACACAAUCCAUUCUCAUUAUGUGCAAGCACGUUCACACCUAUUUACAAAGGAAGACCAGAAGAGAAAUGUCCAUUAUGUGGUGCCAGCUACCAUCCACAGUUUAAAAACACAGUGUGUAAAAUAUGUGAAGUUGCCUUGAUAGGCAAAGAACAUUAAUAUUCUAUUUAUAUCGUUAUCAAUUUGUGUAUUUUUAUUUUAUCAGAGGAGUUGGAAAAUUUUCCUUUCAAAAAAAUCUACAGCUUUAAUUUUAAGAUGUCAUAUAUAUAUACAAUUUUAAUAAUUUAAAUAACUUUAAAUUAGGGAUCACAUGAGAAGUAACUAUUUUUAGCUUUUACAAAAAUAGUUGUACUUUAGCAUUCCAUGAGAUGAAUAGAGAUGAAUUAUAAAUAUUAAAACAAGUAUUAUUCAUCGAAUGUGACAAUUUUUUUUGUAUAUUUUUAUUGUUUUUGUGUUGAUUUACAGAAUUGCUUGGCUUUAUUAUAUAUUGUUAAAAACAGACAUAAAAUUUGUAGUAUAUGCAUUAUCGAAAAUGAAUAUCUCAAACUAGUAUAAUUUAAGAAAAUAAGAUAAUAUUUAUGUAAGAAAAAUGCAAUGUUUACAAAUAAAAUAUUAUAAAUUCUUAUCGA
This is a messenger RNA of Solenopsis invicta (red fire ant), 4235 nucleotides long. RefSeq names its product coatomer subunit alpha (gene alphaCOP). Gene Ontology annotation, cellular component: COPI vesicle coat. The transcript is spliced from 6 exons. Gene Ontology annotation, biological process: endoplasmic reticulum to Golgi vesicle-mediated transport; retrograde vesicle-mediated transport, Golgi to endoplasmic reticulum; intra-Golgi vesicle-mediated transport. The record is from RefSeq and is a predicted model, not a curated record. NCBI's taxonomy places the organism in Eukaryota, Metazoa, Arthropoda, Insecta, Hymenoptera, Formicidae. Gene Ontology annotation, molecular function: structural molecule activity; protein binding. The coding region runs from base 136 to 3765 and encodes 1209 amino acids.